This is a messenger RNA of Rotaria sp. Silwood1, 375 nucleotides long. Lineage: Eukaryota; Metazoa; Rotifera; Eurotatoria; Philodinida; Philodinidae. The record is from the annotation of a GenBank genome assembly.
AUGUCAACAUUUGUACUAAGCAAAACUCAAAGAAACAAACCUUUAUUACUCUCUAAUGGCUUCAGCUAUACUAUCGACAAAAGAACUGAUGAAAAAAUUUAUUGGAAAUGCGAAUCUGCACAAUCAUUUAAAUGCAAAGGUCGAAUUCAUACUAAUUCUCUUAGUACUAUUAUAUUACAUGAAACUAAAAAUCAUAAUCAUCUUGGAAAUGCCGUUUUAAGUGAAAUUAGAAUAUUUGAAGAAAAAAUUCGUGAUCGUGCUAUUAAUUAUAAUGAAUCUACACAAACUGUUAUUGAUAAUUGUUUAAUGAAUUUAUCGGAUAAUGCUGUAGCACGUAUUCCAAACUUUAAACAUAUUAAGAAUUGUGAACGUUGA